Messenger RNA from Daldinia vernicosa, 1830 nucleotides. Its product is annotated as signal peptide peptidase-domain-containing protein. Lineage: Eukaryota; Fungi; Ascomycota; Sordariomycetes; Xylariales; Hypoxylaceae. Gene Ontology annotation, cellular component: membrane; lumenal side of endoplasmic reticulum membrane; cytoplasmic side of endoplasmic reticulum membrane. The coding region runs from base 1 to 1830 and encodes 609 amino acids. The record is from RefSeq and is a predicted model, not a curated record. Gene Ontology annotation, molecular function: aspartic endopeptidase activity, intramembrane cleaving. The transcript is spliced from 2 exons. Gene Ontology annotation, biological process: membrane protein proteolysis.
AUGGCUAGUGACAAUUCGACUCUUCUCGCGCCGAGCGAGAUCUCGGCCGCAAACGUGACAGAGUCUUUAGCAGCCAGUCAAACUCUCACGGAGAAACUCGCCAGCCUACCAGGAAUCCUCUGGGAUAAUAAGGAUUUUUUCCUUCUCGAGGGCCGCAUAAUCUUUACGGCAAUGGCUUGUAUUUACAUUGGGUCUCAAGCCUCCCUUCGUCGCCCUCCGUCUGCAAAUCCUGCCAAGAAGGGUAAGAAAGGAGGUCGGAAAGAUCAAGACAAGGAAGACGAGCUCGUCCAAGGCCUUCUACCUUCUGAUGCCAUUCUGCUCCCUAUCAUGGCUGGGACGGUCCUCACAGGACUCUAUUACUUGAUCAAGUGGCUCGACGAUCCGGAGAUCCUCAAUAAGAUAUUAAGAGCAUACUUCUCGAUCAUGUCCCUAGUCGCCAUGGGGAAGCUCCUUGCUGACUCACUGAAUUACAUUACUGGGUUUAUAUUUCCUACCGUGUGGCUUGCAAAGAACGGCAAGCUGUACCAUAUUGACUCCUCGAAAAGGGGCCAGUGGUCUGUUGAUGAGGACUCUGCUGAACAGGUAUGGGACGACAAGAAGAAAAGUCCUCUUCCAUAUUGGUGGUCUGAGUUGGGUGUUUCCGAUGCGACGAACAGUUUACUUUGGGAGAUCCGUCAUCUACUUACGGAAGAAUGGACUAUUCGUUUCUCAAUCCAUGCCAUCACGAAUCAGAAAUUUGAAAUCAAGUUUAAUGAUAUUCUUGGUAUUGUCCUUGCCAUUCAAGCGAACAUAGUAUACUAUAUGACGCAGUCAACCUUCCUAUCCAACCUCAUGGGCUAUUCCUUUUGUUACACCGGCAUCAUCUUGAUGUCUCCGACCACGUUCGCCACUGGAACUGCUGUCCUUUUCGGGCUCUUCUUUUACGACAUUUACAUGGUUUUUUAUACCCCUUACAUGGUAACGGUCGCUACAAAGCUUGACGUUCCCAUCAAACUUGUCUUCGGAGGGCCCGCUAAAGCUAGCAUGCUCGGACUGGGUGACAUUGUACUUCCUGGGAUCUUCGUAGGGCUGUGUCUGCGCUUUGACCUCUAUAUGUACUACUACCGGCAACGAAAGUUUGUUGCCGUGGAGUUGAAAAGUAAGGUUGAAUCCUCGGGCCAACUCACCACCAGUACGGAGAAACAACGCAUGGUGGUCAAGCCGGAUUACGUGAACCCACAAGGGCAAUGGGGAGAUUGGUUCUGGAGUACAAAACUUGGCAAAUUAUCAGCAGAUGCCACGCCCGCAUUAAAAGCUUCAGCAUUCCCUAAACCGUAUUUCUACUCGGCUUUACUCGGAUACUUGCUCGCUAUGGUAGUAACUUUGGUUAUGCUGUUAGUCUACCGCCACGCACAGCCAGCAUUGCUAUACCUUGUCCCUGGCGUUGUUUUCGCCGCUUGGACUACGGGCCUAUUCAGAGGAGAACUUCACGAGAUGUGGGGAUAUACAGAAGACGGUAGUCUAGAUACCGCAGAUACAAUAGUGGAAGUUAAUGGGGAGGGGAAUGUCAUUAGCGUAGUUCAAAGCAAAAACGAGCCCAAGGAUAAGAAGAAUGACGAUAGCAAGAGGGGCGACAAACCAAAAGAUGGAGGGGAUAACAGGGCUAACGAUGAUGCUUCCCCUGAUGUGAAGUCGACCAAGCAGAACACUCCCCCCAACAAAGGGGUUGGGGACAAAGGCGAGCUUGAGGCUGGGAGGGGACAUAAACUCGAGGCCAAGAAGAGUAAGGGUUAUCCUGUUUUCCUUUUCUCGAUUGAGGUUCCAGCACCCAGCGAAACUAGCGAUUCAUAG